Messenger RNA from Eimeria tenella, 1449 nucleotides. RefSeq lists its product as uncharacterized. Lineage: Eukaryota; Apicomplexa; Conoidasida; Eucoccidiorida; Eimeriidae. Gene Ontology annotation, molecular function: RNA binding. Gene Ontology annotation, cellular component: mitochondrial matrix; ribonucleoprotein granule. The record is from RefSeq and is a predicted model, not a curated record. The transcript is spliced from 2 exons. The annotation marks the transcript as partial. Gene Ontology annotation, biological process: regulation of mitochondrial mRNA stability; mitochondrial RNA processing.
AUGGGCCCCAAAGACGUGGCGCUCGCGCUCAACAGCAGCACGAGGUGUAUGUACAGCAGCGCGCGCAGCAAAUUUGCUGCUGCUCUUGCUGCUCAAAUCCCCCGAGUUGCCGCAGCAAUGCGGCCGCAGCAGCUGGCGCUUGCUGCGCAUGCACUUGCUGCUGCUGCAGCAAGACACACACAAGCUCUAGCAGCAAUUGAAGCAGCAGCACUGCAGCAAACUGACCACUGGACCCCACAAGAUGCUGCGCUGCUCGUCAGCUCCUUCGCCAAGCUCCAGGUGUACAGACACGCCCUCUUUGCUGCAGCAGCAAAACACGGGGAGCAGCAAACGGCUUCGUACGGGCCGCAGGAUCUGGCGCUGCUGUGCAGCGGCCUGGGGGCGUUUGGGGGCCCACUGCUGCAGCAGCAGCAGCUGCUGCUGCUGCAGCAGCGGGCGCAGCAGCUGCUGCGGCGCUUCAAAGGCCCCGAACUCGCCCUCACUUCUUCCGCCCUGGCCAAGCUGGGGUGUACAGACACCUCGUGGCUGCAUGCGCUUGCCGACGAGGCCCUCUACAGGCUUGCGGUGUACAGACACCCCAGCUCUCCACUUUCUUUUUCUCUUUUCGAUCUGCAGCAACUCACAACAGCAUUUAUUAAAAUGCAUUUCAAAGACCCUAGGCUCUUUGCUGUCAUAGCCCAAGCAGCCAAACACCGCCUCCGCGCCCUUGCUGCAGGAGACCCCCAAGGGGGCCCCCCGGGGGGCCCCCAGGGGGGCCCCGACGGGGGGCCCCCCGGGGGGCCCCCCGGGAGCCCCCAGGGAAGGGGCCCCCACCGGGGUGUCCCCAAUGCGCAGACAAUUGCGUGUUUGCUGCAUGCGUUUGGGCGGGCUGGGGUGCGAGACAAAGAGCUGCUGAGUCUGCUGGAGAGGCAAGUGCUGCUGCUGCAGCAGCAGUUUUCUUCUGCGGGCCUGGGAAUGGUUGCUGCUGCUGCUGCAGCACUGGGCAUCCGCAACCAGCGGGUGUGGGGGGCCCUGCAGCAGCAGGGGGCCCUCAGGGGCCCCCAGAUGCCCCUGGACCUGGUGGUUUUGCUGCUGACAGCAGUCUCCAGGGGGCCCCCCAAAGCUGUUUCAAAUUCUUUUCUUCGUGCUGCUGCAGCAAGGUUGCGGCUGCACAUUCUGUCGCUGCCUGCUGCAGCACUUGCUGCUGCAGUUGUGGCUUUUGAGCGCGUGGGCUGGAGAGACACUGCCUUCCUAGCCCGCGCUGCGCGGCUGCUGCAGCAGCACCUGCAGCAGCAGCAGCAGCGCCCGCAGCAGCAGCAGAAGCAGCAGCAGCAGCUGAGCACUAGGGCCCUCUGUGGCGCCUUCUCGGCCUUCGCCAAACUCGCCUACAGAGACCCUCGGGUGUACGUACACCUCGGCAAAGAGAUCUACCAAAGGCUUCAUCAGCUCACUCAAGAAGACGCAGCAACA